Schistosoma mattheei is the source of this 3586-nucleotide messenger RNA. The record is from the annotation of a GenBank genome assembly. Lineage: Eukaryota; Metazoa; Platyhelminthes; Trematoda; Strigeidida; Schistosomatidae.
GUGCACUCCAAACUGUAGAAUCUGGCGGGGAGAGUUUACGUUUUCUUCAAUGGUGUUAAAAGAUCCUAAUAAAUUUGAUGACAUAGAUGUUAACAAAAAGCACCGCCCACGCGCCAGCGGUCGUAAAGCGCAGAAAAAAUGUCCACGAGAGUCAGCAAUGGAAAACAAUCCUAAGGCAUUUGCUGUCCAACACACAACUAAAGCAUCACGCCUAGUCCAACGUACGCUUGACCAUCAGACUAAAAGACAUCAUUUAUUACAAUCCAAAUAUGUUUCGGCUGUUUCUCCACCAUAUAUAGUUGCAAUCGUCGGACCUCCGAAAUCGGGCAAGAGCACUCUUCUCCGUGGACUAAUAAAACACUUUGCACACCUAUCAGUCGGUGUCAUUAAAGGUCCGGUGACUGUAGUAGUCGGUAAAAAGGAAAGAUUUACUUUCAUCGAGUGUGGGUGUGAAAUUAACAGUAUGUUAGAUGCUGCGAAGAUCGCUGAUGUCGUUUUGUUACUCGUUAAUGUCCGUGCAGGACUGGAAAUGUAUCAUUUUGAAUUCAUCAAUAUGAUACAAGCUCAUGGAAUGCCGAGAGUUGUUCCUGUUUUGAAUCACUUAGAUACAUUUAAGGAUUCUAGCUCUUCUCGUGCACUUCGAAGAAAAAUUAAACAUCGCUUAUGGACCGAUCUUAACUCCAAAAUAUUUCUCCUCUCACGUUUUCAAGCAAAAAAAUUUCCCUCUCAUACACCAGAUAAACAAAAUGCAGGCGACACUCCAGGUGAUUAUUUGCUAAAUGAAGUCAGACGUUUGGCUCGGUUAAUAAUGGUCAAAACGCCUCGCCCUUCAGAUUGGCGUAGCUCUCAUCCUUACUUACUAAUUGAUCGAAUAGAAGAUGUAACGGACAACAAAACGUCCAACAACAUGAAUAAUGACCGUUGUAUAAGUUUGUACGGGUGGGUUCGUGGUGCCCCCUUACCACCAGCAUUGACAUCUCCUGGGAUACACAUUGCAGGACUUGGUGAUUUUGCUUUAGUUGAAUGCACUCAACAGCCUGAUCCCUGCCCAUUACCGGGUAUGUUCACUCAUUCUAACGGUACUGAUCCUGUGAAAACAACAAGACAUUUGUCUGAACGUGAUCGAAAAAUAUAUGCUCCAAUGUCGAGUCUCGGUGGUGUUCUGUUCGACCGGGAUGCGACAUAUAUUGAUCUUGGAGGCAGUCACUAUCUAACUAAUCGUAAAUCUCGACAUGGAAAUAAUCAAACACAAAAUGUUAGUCAGUCUAUGUUAGAUGAAUUACAUGCAACUUUCAAUGAAGUUGGUGGGUUGGAUGAGCGAUUAAAUAAAACACAUAAGGUUCGUAUGGUCAGCAAUGCACCAUUUCUGUCUGCAGAAGAAAUAGCGGAUAAUCAUGAUGGUUUUCAUAAUCUAAACAAUUCGAUGAAUGAUGUUACAAUGGAAGAACCAAAUGAUGUGAACAAUGACAAGUGUACUGAUGAAAUACGUGUAUUUUCAGAAGAGCCUAUUGCAGGAUUUCUUGUCCCAGCUGGAUUUCAGGAAAAUGGAAACUUCCAGAAGAAGAACCAAGAUCCGUCAGUGUCGAAGAGUGCACAUAUGCAAGUAAAACAAAUUUUAGAUGAUAUUGAAUGGAAAUCCACAACCGUAUCCUUAGUCAACUGGAACCGUAUUGUUUAUGGUAUAAAUAAUGAUGCAAAUGAAAAUCCCCUUAAAAGUUCUAACCAACCAACCAUUGGAGAUCAUGAUUUUACUCUUUGUUCAAUUCAUAAAUCAACUGUAUUAUCAUGGGAGGAUUCAUCAUCUCAUAAUUUAAUUCGUAAUCUAUUUACCACUGGUCAUUGGGAUGAUUUUGAAGGAGUGGAAAACAAUUCCGAUAACAGUGGUGAUGAUGAUGACGAUGUUAAUGAUAGUGAAUCGAAUAAUGAUGAAGAUGGUUAUAAUCAGGAGUCAGAGGAUGAAAAUAUUUUCCAUGAUUCAAACUCUGAGGACGAAAAUAAUCCAAGUAACAAUAAAGGUAUUGCAUCAAAGGACUUGGCAAAUUUGGAAAGUGAAUACGAUAAGAAUCUACUACGACCAACUAAACGACAGAAAUUAUUAGAGAAAAGACAACGUCAUAAAGCUUUAUUUAACCAACUCUAUGAAGCAGCUGGUGGUGGUCCUGAAGCUACCGCAUUCUAUGAUAAACUUGUUGCUACACGUGAAGCACAACAAGCAUUAAAUAGAGAAGUUUUAAAAAGUUUACCUGAAGAAGUUGUUAAUCGUUUAGAAGGUUUUCCACCUGGAGUUUAUGUUCGAAUUGAAAUUAGAGGUGUUCCACAACAAUUUCUGACACGAUUUGAUCCCUGUCAACCAUUAGUUGCUGGUGGCUUAUCCAGUGCUGAAGAAGCUUUCGGUUAUUUACAAAUUCGUUUUCGUACACAUCGUUGGCUUAAACGUGUUCUCCGUUCAAAUGAUCCAUUAACAGUAUCAAUUGGUUGGAGACGAUAUCAAACUGUUACAGUAUUUUCACAAGAAGAGCAUAAUUUGCGUAAACGUUUCUUAAAAUAUUCACUACCGCAUGAACAUUGUCUAGCAACUAUUUAUGGUCCAUUGGUACCACCAAAAACUGGAGUAAUUGCUUUUGUGAAUUCUUCUUGGCAAUCAAUUGAUGAUCCAAAAAAUCCACAUUUACCAGCUUUUCGUGUCGCUGGUACUGGCAGUGUUAUUGAUACUAAUCAAUCAUUUCAAAUUAUGAAAAAAUUGAAAUUAAUUGGUGAACCAUUCAAAAUUUUUUCAAAAACCGCAUUUAUUCGCGGUAUGUUUAAUAGUCCUUUAGAAGUGAGUAAAAUGAUUGGUUGUCGUAUACAAACUGCUUCGAAAAUACGAGGUUUAGUUAAAGCUGCAUUAACUAAUCCAUCAACAUCGAAACCUGGUGAUUUUCGUGCUACAUUUGAAGCACAAAUUAGGAAAGCUGAUAUAGUUUUCUUGAGAACAUUUUUCGCUGUUGAACUGCCCAAAUAUUAUAAUCCAGUUCUUAAUAGACUUUUACCUAUUGUUGGAGAAAAAGAUACAAAUACUACAGGUUGGCGCUUACUUCGUACACUAGGUGAACUUAAAUGGGAAGCUGGUAUCAAAACAGAAUGUAAUCCAGAUUCACAGUAUAAACCUAUAAAUCGUCCGGUACACAUUACAGCACCUUUACGUAUCCCAACCAAACUGGCCGCAGCACUUCCAUUUGCGUAUAAACCUAAGCCAUCACGUAAAGAAGCAUUAGCUAUGCUUGGUGGAGAUCCUGUAAAAGCUGCUUUAAAUGCUGAAAUACCUGCUCCAGUUAAAACUGCUGAUGAAAUGGAAUCUGAGUCAAAACAAGAAUUAAUUAUGCGUCUACGUCAAUUACACUCAGAUUUUAUGCAACGUCAAAAAGAGAAAAUGAUUAAUCGUGUAACAAAACAUAAGAAACAAUUAGCUAAAGAAAAUGCCAUUAAAGCUGCUAAUGAACGUAAAAGACGAAAACAAUAUUUUGCUCGUAGAUCAUCCCGUGGCGGUAAACGUGCUCGUCGAUCAAAUGGUGAAGACUAAGCAAAUACAUCUCAAAGAUCAUAUCAU